Stomoxys calcitrans (stable fly) is the source of this 531-nucleotide messenger RNA. RefSeq lists its product as uncharacterized. NCBI's taxonomy places the organism in Eukaryota, Metazoa, Arthropoda, Insecta, Diptera, Muscidae. The transcript has a single exon. The record is from RefSeq and is a predicted model, not a curated record. The coding region runs from base 1 to 531 and encodes 176 amino acids.
AUGAAGCACCCGCUACUGUUAUUGGCAGCCUUAAUGCUGAUAUUCUCCGCCUUGUCCACCAAAGCGGAUUUAUUAGAAUGCGAUGACAGCGUACUGCCAUCGAUAUCGGAUAUGCCAAUUAUUGGCCCCAAGAUAACUAGCGAAGAGGAUAAUAGGAGUUCCAAAGUCAAGGAUGUCAUCAAAGAAUGGAGUUGUAAAUUUAAGAAGACUACUGCCAACAUUGGCGACAAUGUUCGUGAAAAGACAAAGCAGUGGGCAGAAGGUAUACGUGAAAGCUUCAAAAAGCUAAAGGAAAAAUCCAAGGACUUACACAAGAAAUUCGAAACAAAAUAUCAGGAUUUCAAGGAUCGUUUGAAUAAGGAUUCCGGGGAAUUUGUGGAGAUCAAAGAGAAAAAACUUUUCUUCAAACCCGAUGAUCUCAUAAAGGUCGAUACAUUGAAGAUAGAUGCAAGUGUUGAAUGUGGACAUGGUCACAUACUGGAUGCAUUGGGUAAUUGUAAGAAACUAAAAGACUACGAUGGUAUGAAAUGA